CACUGUAACAUCUUUGGAUAUCUUGUGAAUAAUAAGACCACAGCUUUAUUCAUAAUUUUUUUUUUAAUUAAGCUGAUUUUAACGUUCUUAAAUAGUAAAAUAUGAUUUUAGAAAUUGUCACGAAUUUAUUCACGUGUCGAAAGUGCUUCUGUAAAAUGUAAGUUUUCACUCACUGUCAUUGGAAGGAGCAUGUCAAUCUACAGCAGUGCUUUUCCGUUUGUUGGAGUUGUUUAAUCUAGUUAGUUUAGUUGUCGGUUUUUCUGGCUGUGAAGAGUGACUUGAGUGUAGUUGUAGAGUCGUAUGUUUGACUGUCAUCAGUAAUGUCAGCGUACAGACCGCUGCUGCGUUUGCUCAGGCAUGGGACAGCAGCAGCGCGGGUCUGUAGGACAGUCACCACCUGGUCACCUGUAGGAGCUGCUUUCAAUGCCAAAGUCCAGAGGAGACUAGACCUAUUCCAACAAAAUGUGGGGUUGUUUGGUGUCCCAGAGCUCAGCUCCAUUGAGGGUUUUGAGGUGGUCCAGGACAGAGCCCUGCAGGAGACAGAGCAGUUGGUGGAGAAAGCCUGCCGCUGCCCCCCAGGAGUCCAGACUGUGGAGAUAUUUGAUAAACUGUCAGACAGCCUUUGCAGAGUGGCAGACAUGGCAGACUUUAUUAAAGUGGCACAUCCCAAUCCAUCCUACCGGGAGGCUGCAGAGAGGACUUGUAUAAACAUUGGCACUAUGGUGGAGAGGCUCAAUACCAAUGUUGAAUUGUGUAAGAGCUUAAAGGACCUGUUGGAUAACAAAGAGAUCUUUGCCAAACUGGACCCAGAGACAAGAAGAGUGGCUGAACUGUUCAUGUUUGACUUCGAAAUAAGUGGAAUCCAUCUGGAUAAAAAAAAGAGGAAAGAGGCUGUGAACUUGAAUGUGAAGCUGUUGGAUCUGAGCAAUCAGUUUCUCAUGAGCUGUCACAUGCCCAACAGAAUAGAGAAGAGAGUCCUUCCUGAACACAUUCACCAGCACUUCAGUAAAGACGGAAAGUACAUUCAGAUCAGCGGUCUGCAUGCGGACGCACCUGAUGAUCUGGUCAGGGAAGUUGCAUAUAAAAUUUUCCUCUAUCCGAACGCAAAUGUGAUGCACAUACUUGAGGAACUUCUGGCCUGUAGAGAUAAACUGGCUCGCUUGGUUGGUUAUGAAUCUUAUGCACACAGAGCAUUAAAGGGAACCAUGGCCAAAAGCCCAGAGGCAGUUAUGAGCUUCUUACAGCAGAUCACAGACAAGCUCUCAGACAGGUUGAGACAGGAUAAGGAUUUUGAAAUGAUGACGGAAAUGAAGACAAAACUCAACCCCAGAAAUUCUGAACUAAUGCCAUGGGACCAUCCAUACUUCAGUGGUGUGAUACGUGCAGAAAGAUUCAACAUCGAGCCAAGCCUGUACAGUCCGUACUUCUCGCUGGGAGCAUGUAUGGAAGGUCUGAAUGGUCUUUUCACACAGCUGUAUGGUGUAUCACUGCUGGCUGAGCAGCCCAGUGUGGGGGAGGUCUGGAGCGAAGAUGUGCGCAAGCUGGCUGUGGUGCAUGAAACAGAGGGACUGCUGGGAUAUAUCUACUGUGACUUUUUCUACAGACCUGAGAAACCUCCCCAGGACUGCCACUUUACCAUUCGUGGAGGGAGGCAGUUGGAUGAUGGCCAGUAUCAGCUGCCAAUGGUGGUCCUGAUGCUAAACCUGCCCCACCCCACGCAGUCCGCUCCUACGUUACUCAGCCCGGGCAUGAUGGAAAAUCUCUUCCAUGAGAUGGGCCAUGCCAUGCACUCCAUGCUGGGACGUACCCGCUACCAACAUGUGACGGGAACGCGAUGUAGCACUGAUUUCGCAGAGGUGCCCUCUAUUCUCAUGGAAUACUUUGCCACAGAUUAUCGAGUGAUCAGUCAGUUCGCUCGCCACUACCAGACUGGACAGCCUUUGCCGCAGAGCAUGGUGGCCCGUCUUUGUGAGUCCAAGAAGGUCUGUGGUGCGGCUGAUACUCAACUUCAGGUUUUCUAUGCAAUCCUGGAUCAAGUUUAUCAUGGAAAACCACAAAACCGAUCAACAACAGACAUCAUGAUAGACAUGCAGAAGAAGUAUUAUGGCCUGCCAUACGUCACAAACACAGCCUGGCAGCUGAGGUUCAGUCAUCUCGUCGGCUAUGGGGCGAAGUACUACUCGUACCUGAUGUCACGGGCUGUGGCCUCCAUGGUGUGGAAGCAGUGUUUCUAUAAAGACCCCCUCAACAGGGAAACCGGAGAGCGUUACCGCAGAGAGAUGCUGGCUCAUGGAGGAGGGAAGGAGCCCAUGCUGAUGGUGGAAGGCAUGUUGCAGAAAAGACCCUCUAUCGAGGACUUUGUCAACGCCCUCGUGUCUGAUCUGGACCCUGACUUUGAAACCUUCAUCAUGGACUCAGAGGGCUGAGGGAUGAGCAUGUUUCGUGUUAAGUUAAGCAGUGUAACUUUAUCUUCCCUGCUGUAAUUGGUCUUUACAACUGGCUGAACUAUUAAUGUAUUGAGAAGGGAUGAAUUAUGAAACAAAAUUGAAUGAUCUGUGCUAGUGGAUUUCACAAAACCUGUCAAAAACUUGUGUGUGUGUGUUUGUAUAAAUAAAUAUAUAUGUAUAUAUAGAAA
This is a messenger RNA of Ctenopharyngodon idella (grass carp), 2635 nucleotides long. It is a transcript of the gene mipepa, whose product is annotated as mitochondrial intermediate peptidase a. Gene Ontology annotation, molecular function: metalloendopeptidase activity. The transcript has 19 exons. Gene Ontology annotation, biological process: peptide metabolic process. The record is from RefSeq and is a predicted model, not a curated record. Lineage: Eukaryota; Metazoa; Chordata; Actinopteri; Cypriniformes; Xenocyprididae. Gene Ontology annotation, cellular component: mitochondrion. The coding region runs from base 321 to 2426 and encodes 701 amino acids.